Molecule: messenger RNA, 1426 nt
Organism: Brachypodium distachyon (stiff brome)
Lineage: Eukaryota; Viridiplantae; Streptophyta; Magnoliopsida; Poales; Poaceae
Product: bisdemethoxycurcumin synthase
Exons: 3
Coding region: 92-1315 (407 amino acids)
Biological process (GO): polyketide biosynthetic process
Molecular function (GO): acyltransferase activity, transferring groups other than amino-acyl groups
Source: RefSeq, a predicted model, not a curated record
ACAUCUCGCGAAGCAAGCAAUCUCCUCCCUCUGUACGUGUUGGUCGAACUGAACAGUACUGAAUAUUCCAGUAGCACUAGCUAGCUACCUGAUGAUGAAUUCUGCCCCGAGCAAGGCCAUGGCAAGCACACAGCAGCUGGGCGAGAUCCGUCGUCAGCAGCGUGCGGACGGGCAUGCGGCUGUGCUGGCCAUUGGCACGGCGAACCCGCCCAAUUGCGUGUCCGAGGACGAGUAUCCCGACUACUACUUCCGUGUCACCAAGAGCCAACAUCUCACCGACCUCAAACACAAAUUCAAGACAAUGUGCGAGAAGACAUGCACGGAGAAGCGCUUCUUCCACCACACGGAGGCGCUCCUGGACGCGCACCCUCAUUUCCUCGACCGCGGGAAGCCCUCCCUCGACGCCCGGCUGAGCAUCGCGGCCGCCGCUGCCCCGGGGCUCGCCGCGCAAGCCGCAAACAAGGCCAUAGCCAAGUGGGGCCGUCCGGCCACCGACAUCACCCACCUCAUCGUCAGCACCAACGCCGGCGCGCACAGCCCGGGCGCCGACCUCGUCCUGGCCUCGCUCCUCGGGCUCCGCGCCUCCGUCAUCCGCACCAUGCUCCACCUCAAUGGCUGCUCCGCGGGCGCCGCCUCGCUGCGCCUCGCGAAGGACUUGGCCGAGAACAACCGCGGCGCCCGGGUCCUGGUGGUCUGCGUGGAGCUCACCAUCGUGGGCUUCCGUGGGCCGGAGGAGGCCUACCCCCACACUCUCGUUAGCCAAGCGGCCUUCGGCGACGGGGCAGGGGCUGUCAUCGUCGGCGCUGAUGCCUGCCCUGAGGAGCACCCGCUCUUCGAGAUGGUGUCCGCCUCGCAGACGGUGAUACCGGACACCGGGCACGUGCUCACCAUGCUGCUCACGGAAGCCGGCCUCGACGGGCAUAUUCUGACCCGGGAGCUGAUACCGAUAGCCGCGGAGAACAUCGAACAGUGUAUGUCGGAUGCGUUCGGGCCGCUUCUUGGGGGAGGAGUUGUUGGCGUUGGAGAAUGGAACGACCUCUUCUGGGCGGUGCACCCUGGCGUCAGUGCGAUCUUGGACAACAUCGACAAGGCCCUCCGGUUGGAGCCGGGGAAGCUGUCGGCGAGCCGGGCCGUGCUGAGGGACUACGGCAACAUGCUUGGCGCGACGAUCAUCUUCGUGCUCGACGAGCAGCGCCGGCGGAUGGAGGAGGAAGGAGAAGGGGGUGAUAAAUGGGGUGUGAUGAUGGGAUUUGGACCUGGCUUCACCAUUGAGACCAUGGUGCUGCAUGCUACUACCAAUCUCAAGAAAAAUUAGCAUGCAUGCGGUUCUUUAAAACUCGCAUCGAAUAAAAUCAACAAGCACAGUUGCAUUAAUAUAUAUUACCAGAGCUCUGUUUUCUUCUUUAAUUAGCUUCUGAGCUGUAUC